This is a messenger RNA of Trifolium pratense (red clover), 2937 nucleotides long. RefSeq names its product aconitate hydratase, cytoplasmic-like. Gene Ontology annotation, molecular function: aconitate hydratase activity; 4 iron, 4 sulfur cluster binding. The coding region runs from base 276 to 2726 and encodes 816 amino acids. The transcript is spliced from 20 exons. The record is from RefSeq and is a predicted model, not a curated record. Gene Ontology annotation, cellular component: cytosol; mitochondrion. Lineage: Eukaryota; Viridiplantae; Streptophyta; Magnoliopsida; Fabales; Fabaceae. Gene Ontology annotation, biological process: citrate metabolic process; tricarboxylic acid cycle.
UAACCUGUUUAAUUAUCCUCUCCACCUUUUUAGCUUCUGAAAAUGUGUUUAAAGGAAUAUUGACAAGUCUUCCCAAGCCUGGAGGUGGUGAAUAUGGAAGAUUUUAUAGUUUGCCUGCACUAAAUGAUCCUAGAAUUGAGAGGCUUCCAUACUCCAUAAGCAUACUUCUAGAAUCUGCCAUACGUAAUUGUGACAACUUUAAAGUGACUCAGAAAGAUGUUGAAAAUAUUAUUAAUUGGGAGAACAAAUCUCAAAACCAAACUGAAAUUCCUUUCAUGCCUGCUCGUGUUCUGCUGCAGGAUGCUACUGGAGUUCCUGUUCUUGUUGAUCUGGCUUCUAUGAGAGAUGCCAUGAAGAAUCUUGGUGGUGAUCCUAACAAGAUUAGCCCUUUGAUUCCUGGGGAACUUGUUAUUGAUCAUUCAGUUCAGGUUGAUGUAGCCAGAUCAGAGAAUGCAAUGCAAGCAAAUAUAGAAUUUGAGUUCCAAAGGAAUAAAGAGAGAUUUGGUUUCCUCAAAUGGGGAUCAUCAGCUUUCGAUAACGUGCUUGUUGUUCCUCCUGGAUCUGGAAUAGUCCACCAAGUAAACCUAGAAUACCUUGGAAGAGUAGUUUUCAACACUGGUGGCAUUCUAUACCCUGAUAGUGUCAUUGGUACUGACUCGCAUACACCGAUGAUUGAUGGAUUGGGAAUUGCUGGAUGGGGAGUUGGAGGGAUUGAAGCAGAGGCAGCCAUGCUUGGCCAGCCGAUGUGUAUGAUAUUGCCAUGUGUUGUUGGAUUCAAGUUGUUUGGGAAAUUGAAUGAUGGUGUCACAGCUACUGAUUUGGUUUUGACUGUGACUCAAAUGUUGCGCAACCAUGGCGUUGUUGGCAAGUUCAUUGAAUUUUAUGGUGAAGGCGUCAGCCAACUGUCGUUACCUGAUAGAGCUACAAUUGCAAACAUGUGUCCGGAAUACGGAGCAACAAUGGCCUUCUUCCCUGUAGAUGAUGUCACAUUGGAAUAUCUUAGAUUGACUGGAAGAUGUGAAGAGACAAUUUCGAUGAUAAAAUCAUAUUUAUGUGCAAAUAGAUUGUUUAUUGACUAUAAGGAGGCUCACCAGGAAAGAAUAUACACAUCUUAUUUGCAGUUAGACUUGGCAGAUAUUGAAUCAUGUGUUUCAGGGCCUAAAAGGCCUCACGAUCGAGUUUGCUUGAAAGACAUGAAGGCGGAUUGGCAUGCAUGUCUUCACAACAAAGUCGGAUUCAAGGGAUAUGAGAUAUCAAAAGGAGAAAAGGAUAAAGUGGUAAAGUUUUCUUUCCAAGGACAUCCUGCUGAGCUUAAGCACGGAAGUGUUGUCAUUGCAGCCAUUACAAGCUGCACUAAUACAUCUAACCCUAGUGUAAUGCUUGGGGCUGGCCUUGUUGCGAAGAAAGCUUGUGAACUAGGUUUAGAGGUCAAGCCAUGGAUUAAAACAAGUCUUGCUCCUGGCUCGAGGGUUGUCACUGAAUAUUUUAUCCAGAGUGGCCUGCAAAAAUACCUAAAUCAGCUUGGCUUUCACACUGUUGGCUAUGGUUGCACAACAUGUAUUGGAAACUCCGGAGAACUUGAUAAGUCAGUGGCAUCUGCAAUUUCAGAAAAUGACAUUAUUGCUGCUUCUGUUCUUUCUGGAAACCGAAAUUUUGAAGGCCGUGUUCAUCCAUUAACAAGAGCAAACUACCUUGCUUCUCCUCCAUUAGUAGUUGCCUAUGCCCUUGCUGGAACGGUUGACAUUGACUUCUAUGAAGAGCCAAUAGGAAAAGGAAAGAAUGGAACAAAUGUGUACCUAACAGAUAUCUGGCCAAGUAAUGAAGAGGUCUCAGAGGCUCGUCAAACUUAUGUAUUGCCUGAAAUGUUCAAGAGCAUUUACGAGGCUAUUACAAAAGGCAAUCCUAUGUGGGAUAAGCUUUCGGUUCCCAGUUCAAUUCUCUAUUCGUGGGAUCCAAACUCCACCUACAUUCACGAGCCUCCGUAUUUUAAGAACAUGACAAUGGAGCCACCAGGUCUUCGUAAGAUAAAGGAUUGUUAUUGCUUGCUCAUGUUUGGAGAUGGUGUUACGACAGAUCAUAUUUCUCCCCCGGGGAGUAUUCACAAGGAUAGCCCUGCUGCAAAAUACUUGCUUGAGCAUGGUGUAGAUCACAAUAACUUCAAUUCUUAUGGUAGUCGUCGCGGAAAUGAUCAAGUGAUGGUAAGAGGUACAUUUGCCAAUAUCCGACUUACGAACAAACUUCUGAAUGGAGAAGUUGGUCCAAAAACAGUUCACAUUCCAUCAGGAGAAAAAUUGACAGUCUAUGAUGCAGCAAUGAGGUAUAAGGAAGCUAAUCAGGACACCAUUAUCUUGGCUGGGGCUGACUAUGGAACUGGAAGCUCUAGAGAUUGGGCGGCCAAGGGUCCUCUCCUACUUGGGGUGAAAGCGGUCAUUGCUAAGAGCUUUGAGAGAAUUCAUCGCAGUAAUCUUGUUGGCAUGGGGAUCGUUCCUCUUUGCUUCAAGUCUGGCGAUGAUGCAGAAACACUACAAUUGACAGGUCACGAGCAUUUCACAGUUGAUCUUCCAGAAAAUGUUAAUGACAUAGAACCUAGUCAAGAUGUUAAUGUCGCAACAGACACGGGGAAAUCUUUUACAUGCAAGCUUUGCCUUGACACAAAGGUGGAGCUGGCAUAUAUUGAUCAUGGUGGUAUUCUUCCCUAUGUUAUCCGCAACCUGAUUAAGCAAUGAAAUUUUGAUUUUACCUAGUGAGCUAUACUUGUGAUACGCGAUACUAAGGCAGUCGCUAACAUGCUACCUGUGAAAGCUACGUGUCCGUGUCAGUGUCACGACUCUUUCUAAGUCACACUGGCUAACAUUCACUUGAUAUAUAAUAAGUCUGGCAAUCCUGACAUAGAAAUACACAUACGUCCGACAGUAAUAACAUUAAUCAUAGGCCAAG